Betta splendens (Siamese fighting fish) is the source of this 2371-nucleotide messenger RNA. RefSeq names its product thioredoxin interacting protein a (gene txnipa). The transcript is spliced from 6 exons. The coding region runs from base 157 to 1347 and encodes 396 amino acids. The record is from RefSeq and is a predicted model, not a curated record. Lineage: Eukaryota; Metazoa; Chordata; Actinopteri; Anabantiformes; Osphronemidae. Gene Ontology annotation, molecular function: ubiquitin protein ligase binding. Gene Ontology annotation, cellular component: cytoplasm. Gene Ontology annotation, biological process: protein transport.
CAUAUAAAACCACCCUCCAAGUCUUUGUUUACAGGGUUUGGAAGUCAAAUGGAAGUUAUGGUUCUCGGUAUUUAGCCAAACGGCAAUCUCCAGGUUCCAGCUCAACACAGCAUAGUUUAUUCUUGCCUUUCUGUUGGAUAUCCAUAACAAGCAACCAUGGUGGCUAUGAAGAAAGUGAAAACCUUUCAGAUUGUCUUUAACGAUCCCAGCAAAUCUUUUUACUGCGGCGGUGAGGAGGUGUGCGGACGGAUAGAGGUAGAAGUGAACGAGGUGACGCGUGUGUCUGCAGUGAAGGUUGUUGUUCGGGGAUGCGCCAAGGUGGAGUACUCGAAGGGCAAGCAGCGGUGCCGACAGGAGGCCGAGUACCUGCGGCACGAAGAAGUGCUGCAGCUGGACGGUCAGCCCACAGAUGCUAACGGAUCCGUUGUUUUGAGGCCUGGCAACAAAUACGAGUACUCCUUUGGAUUGGAGCUUCCUCAGCAGGGAAAGCUGGUGUCGUCCUACAAGGGGAAGUUUGGCUAUGUCCAAUACUAUGUGAAAGCCGUUAUGGAGAGGCCACAGCAGCCCAACAUGGAGUGCAAGAAAUUCUUUGAGGUGGAGGAGCCUCUAGAUGUGAACACACCAGACCUGCUGUCUCCAACAGGUGGCAUGAAGGAAAAGAAAGUCACCUGCAUGUUCAUUCCUGAUGGCCAAGUGUCACUCAAUGCAAAGAUAGAUCGCUGUGGCUACUGUGAGGGUGAAGACAUCUGUAUCAACGCAAAAUUUGAGAACACCUGCUCGCGUAUUGUUGUGCCCAAGGCUGCCAUCAUUGCCAAACAUACAUAUCAAGCAAACGGCCGGACCAAAGUCUUCCGUCAGAAACUGUCCUCAGUGCGUGGAAACCACAUCAUCUCUGGCAUGGGGGACGCCUGGCAGGGAAAGACGAUCAGGGUGCCAAAGAUCAAGCCCUCCAUGCUGGGCUGCAACAUUAUCCGUGUGGAGUAUGCCCUGAUGAUUUACAUCCACAUCCCCGGCAGUGAGAAACUGAUCCUGGAACUUCCUCUGGUUAUUGGGACCGCUGGCCUGGGCAGCCGUACCAACAGUGUUAGCAGCACAGAGGGCUCGGUCAGCAAUGCCUCCCAGAGCUGGGUUUCCCUCAGGAUGCCUUCACAACCUCCCAGCUACUGUGACAUCACUCGCGACUGCAGCCUAGAGCAGCCCCUCACGCCACUCCUGGAUGACUUUGAUGGUGACAGCAGCCCAAUCUUCAUGAACGUGCCAGCCUUCACAUUCCCUCCGUCACCUCCAGCAUACAACGAGGCUGAAGAGGAAUUCAAUGGCAACGCACGAAUGCUACCAGUGUGCUAAAGUCCAGCAAAGAUUUUAGAACUGUGGUCCAGCUCUCAGUCACAAUUCAUUUAAGGCACUUGAAAAGGAGCAGAAGUUCCAAACUUCACAGGACAUGUUUCUGAUGGAGAAAAACGAGGACUGUGGAGAUGGACAGAAAGUUUGCCUAUUCAAUCGGCUCUCUGAUGCUUGAUUGCCUAUGUUGAUUCCCAAGUCUUUCUCUUGUGUUGCCCUUCAGGUUGUGGAUGUAGAGGUCAAGCCACAAAUUCAGUGCUACUCUUCAUUUCCGAUUAAGCUAUCCUUUCCAGAAGGUCUCAUUGUUUGCUUCAUGACUUACAAUAGCCUUAUUGGGGUCAAGCUUUGUGCUAUUCAACACCAAGUCUGUUGGGACAUCGUGAUUAUUUUAUGGGAGGGAUUUAUGUCAUUCCAGUCAUACCCUGUUGUUUUAAGGGUUUUCACUAGAGGAACCAUCCUUUUUAGUGAAGACCAGUCAGUGUGAGAUGGUGUAAAGCACUGGUCAGAAAUAUCGGUGCCUUUUUAAAGUUACAGCAUGGGGAAUUGUUAUCCUUUUGAUGCUAAUUGAAUCAUACAGCAACCAAAUUUUAUUAUUUGGUGUUUGAGAACAAUGUGGUUUAUUCCUGGUUCCUUUUGCACUUUUUAAUUGAUGCAGUUUGCUCUUAUUCUGCCUACAUGUGUCAGUUUGGUUUGAACAGUGUGGUUUAGAGUGAGUCUUUUUCUGAAGUACAGCACUCAUUUUAGACCUUCACAUUUCAUAAUUUUUGGAGAUGCCGAUAUACUUCAUAGGCAAACAUGUUUGAACCAGUAACGUGGAACACCAUGUAUUGUAUCUGAUGUGUUGUUACCCUGGACAACAUUUCACCGUGACAUCUCCACUCUUGUUUCACAAUGUCUGUCUUUUCAGGGCUCUAGAAAAUCACUGUUAGACUUUGUGAAAAAAAUAUUUUUAAUGCAUCCUUGAUACUUCUAACAAGUAUUUUUGUAUGAAACCCCAUGGGUUUUUUUGUAAAUAAAUGUUAAAAAAAUA